CAAUACACACCUGCACACUUCUGCGUCGUAGGCGCCGAACGGACACGCUCUCCUUUUACAAAUCCGGGGGCUCGUUCUUUUGAACGAUAAAACCGAACGGAAUACUUACUACAUCACGGCGACGGUUUUCUUGUAUCAAAAAAACCAUCAAUAAAAAAAAAUUUUUUAAUCAUUGUUUUUUUUUUCGGUUUUUGUGUUGAUUUUGAGUGCCGAUUUUAUUACAAAAUUGUUUUCGUUAGUUGACAUAGUGCUUGAUUUUUUUCAUUAAUAAGGUUGUUUUGUUGACUACAUUUGUUAAUAGUGAUAAUCAUUUUUAGUGUUUAAAUUUUGUUUGUGAAUGUUUAAUUGUUUUUGUGGACAAAAGUUUGGAACUCUUUGGAUCAAGGGGUCGUGGAUUCAUUUUGGAUACUAAGAGAUGGAAGGAGGAGAAUGCUUAGAAAUGGAUUUGAGUACUAAUAGGCAACGAGAUCAGCAAGCUCCGGAUAGUUGUAAAGUUAGGGUAGCGAAAAGUGUUUUUUCUAUAAGAAGCCUAGUCGAUAUUGGUGAAGGUGGAGAGAAAUCAGAGGAAGAAGUUAACCAAAAUAGUUCAAUAAAUACUGCACAAGAACCUAAUAGAGCAGAGAUUAGUUCGGAGGGUAUGGGAGUAUCGGAAGAGAUGGCACCGAAUGCUGGUUCCGAACCAAGACCGACCGUUCCAGACCAAAGCGAUGGUAGUGACCCUGAACCUGAUGAGUUUGCACCGAAACGGAAACAGAGGCGGUACCGGACGACAUUUACUAGUUACCAACUGGAGGAAUUGGAGAAGGCUUUUUCUAGAACGCAUUAUCCAGAUGUAUUCACGAGGGAGGAAUUAGCAAUGAAAAUUGGAUUAACCGAAGCUAGGAUACAAGUAUGGUUUCAAAAUCGUCGAGCGAAAUGGAGAAAGCAAGAAAAAGUCGGUCCUCAAGCUCACCCUUACACUCCAUAUUUAGCCCAAUCCCCAGGCGGUCCAACCCCAUCGGUAGUCGCACCCACCCUUCCAAAUCCUUUCAACAUCCCGUUCGGGCUCCGCAAACCAUUCGAUACCCUAAGUUUUCGUUAUCCGCCCCAUAUGCUCCCUAGUUAUCUACCCACGCCCCCACAUUACCAUAGAGGCGCGCCGCCACUUCUUCCUCCCUCGGUAGGGCUUUACCCUUCGGCCAGCUCGUUUCAGACCCUUUUGGCCAACAUUUCAGCCGCCCAAAGACCUAAAUUACCCACCCCUGAAUUUACGGCGUCGCCGCCCCUCUCCCCCGGCGGCGGUGGAAGUUCUACGGCCGUAACCCCUCCGGAUGUUGAUAGAAGGAGUUCGAGUAUUGCGUCGUUAAGAUUGAAGGCGAGAGAACACGAACUUAGGCUGGAAAUGUUGCGGCAAAAUGGAGAUUUAAUUAGUUGAAUUAAUUAAUGUGGUUUAAAAAAAUUACAGUAUUUUUUUUGUUUUUAAAAUACCAUUUUGCUUUUUGGAGAAAGAAAAUUAUUAAAAAACGAUUUAAUUUUUCUGUGAAAAUAUACUUAGUUUUUUUUUCCUGAAAUAACUAGAUUAUGGUAAUAAGUAUUAUAAUAUGUAGUACAUAAAGAAAUAAAUUUUAGCUUCUAUCGUAAGGUGGGUAAAAAAAUAAAUCUGUAAUUAUUUAAUUAUUUUUUACCACGCAAUUUUAAGCCUUCUAAAACAUGUAUAUUAUUAUCUUUUUAAAUAACAAAAUAACCUAAACACUCAAAAAUGUAGAUAAAUUAUUAUAAUUAUAAAUAGUUAAUUAUUAAAUAAUUUUAACUUAGUUUUUAGUUUAUAAAUAUGUAAAGCAGAAUGUUCUAAAUAUUUGUAAAAAAGUAUGUAACCGAUUCCGUCCAACUAUGCCUGUAAAUAUUUAAUUAUUAUUAACAUUUAGUAUUGUUAUUCAGAAAUUUAUUCGCAAGAAAAAAUAUUAAAUAAAGUAUUUUGUAAAAGUUAA
Onthophagus taurus is the source of this 1967-nucleotide messenger RNA. It is a transcript of the gene Al, whose product is annotated as aristaless. The record is from RefSeq and is a predicted model, not a curated record. Gene Ontology annotation, molecular function: RNA polymerase II transcription regulatory region sequence-specific DNA binding; DNA-binding transcription factor activity, RNA polymerase II-specific. NCBI's taxonomy places the organism in Eukaryota, Metazoa, Arthropoda, Insecta, Coleoptera, Scarabaeidae. Gene Ontology annotation, biological process: regulation of transcription by RNA polymerase II.